Molecule: messenger RNA, 9760 nt
Organism: Eublepharis macularius
Lineage: Eukaryota; Metazoa; Chordata; Lepidosauria; Squamata; Eublepharidae
Gene: HEG1
Product: heart development protein with EGF like domains 1
Exons: 19
Coding region: 196-5241 (1681 amino acids)
Biological process (GO): heart development
Molecular function (GO): calcium ion binding
Source: RefSeq, a predicted model, not a curated record
ACCAUGCACUCCCUUUCUCGUGCAGCCUCACAAUGGACGCGGGGAACUUUUAAAGCGCAGGCUGCCACUGCCCUUUGAUCGCGCGCCCUCUUCCUUCCGCCCCCUGCGCCAGGCGCUUACCGCACUCUCUAGUUAUUCUUAGUGUUCAUUACCAUUAAUAAUAAUCACCACCGGGCAUGUGAAGCCCCGAGCAUCAUGCCAGCAACGUGCACUUUUCUGCUCCAUCAACCCAGCCUCCUCCUGCUCUUGGGGCUGCAUCUCUUCGUGGGAUCUUCUCCUCUGGAUUCCCCUUCCUCCUCGUCUCCCUCCUCCGCCUCCUCAUCGUCCUCCACCUACAGUCCUCAGUUCACAACGGGGCUGCAAGGGUCAGCUGCACCCACGCCGGAGGCAUCUUCUUUCGCGGCACCCUCUUUGGAGAGAAAGAGCCCGGAGCCUUCCACUGCAUCUAGCGGGGCUUGGGAUCCGGCAACAGAAGGACGCAGCAGCAACCCGGCUAUUAUGAGCAGCCAAAAGGCAAUAGAGAGUUCACACACUGAAUCAAGGACUUCCAGCUCUACUACAGACAACGGAGAUGCUUUCAGUACAUUUGACAAUGACAAAGGAAGGACGUUGCGACUGAUUACUGACAGUGGGUCUGUGUCUACAGCUGCCAUAGGCAAGACAACAUCUUACCCUGAAACAGGACAAUUUGGUGAUUUAACCCAGGACUCCUCUUUAGUGCUGCAGACCAGAAGAGCCGAUGCUCUGUCAAGUACUCUGGAUAUUUCAGAAGUUGAAACAGUGCCUUUGAUGACACAUUCACCCCAUACAGCAGUUUCUUCACUGUCAGAGCAUAAUUUUCCAGCCACUGGAAGCAGCCACCACAGAGACACCAGCUGGGAUGUGGAAAACAUAACAUCCAGGUUGCAUACUGAAAGCAUGAACGGUUCAGCAUCAACAGUCAACAAAGAAAGGACUUCACAGUUUCUGACAGAUAGCGUCACACUGACUAACUCAGCAACAAAAGGCCCAGUUUCUCAGACGGAAUUCACUGUAUCUUCUGAUCAAACCCAGUUUCCCUCUCAGGCAACACAGACUAGAAGUAGUAGUACCACAUCAAAUACAGUGCAAUUUCCUGUCUCUGUAGCAAGAACUGUGCUUACCCAUUCUCUCCUCUCUUCCAAUACUGCUGCUGAAGGUGAUGAUCACCUAAGGAGUAACUCAAGCACAGAGCAAAGUAUUUUCACUUCUCAGAUGGAGAGCUUGUCUGUUUUAGGUGUAUCAGACAGAAGUGGAGGGAGAACAGUACCACCUUUAAUAGACACCAGCCAUUCUCAUAAUGCCACACAAACAUCCGUCUCUUCUGGCAAUGAAAUUUCUAGCUCUUUAAGCCACACUCAUUCUUCUUAUGUAUUGACUCCAGAGCAGACCAGUGGAAUGAAUUUGUCACUAGGAGAUACUGAUUUCACCGAAAUAGCCCAUGUACAUUCCCAGGCCUAUUCAGAGACAACAGAUGACAGGAAUAACCAGCAUACCUCCAACAUAGAAAAAAGAGCCACUCAGAGUCAGACUGACAGUAUAUUCUCUUCUGCCACACUCUUCAGUGACGGAGCUGGGACACUGGAAGCUCAAACUAACAAGAGCAAAUCCAUAGAAACAACUGAAAUCUCAUCUUUUGGUUCGAACGAUUUUAGUUCUUCUGAUUUAACUCAGACCUCAUCUCCUGCGUUGGAAAAUAGGAGAAACCAUCUCUUAUCAACAUACAAGGAUUUCACUGAAACCUCAGAAGAGCCUUUGCUUACAUAUUCCUCCAAAGCCUCCUUUUAUUUACCUUCUACAAUAGAUCUUUCAAACGUCAGGACUAAGCAGCAUACCUUCAGCACUUCAAAUACUGGAAAAGGGUACACUCAGACUAAGAGCACAUUCUCUUCUGUUGCUUCCAUCAGAGAUGGAAAUGGGACGUUGGAAUCUCUGACUAAUUCAAGCAAAUUCACAGAAGCAACACCGCUCUCCACUUUUGAUUUGGAAGAUAUUCAUUCUUCAGAUUUAACUCAGUCCUCAUCUGUUACAAUGGAAAGCAGAAAAAAUCCUAUUUCAUCAAAAGAGAUGCAUUUUACCAGGACCUCAGAAGAGCCUUUCCUUACAUAUUCCUCUAACAACUCCAUUUAUUCACCUUCCACAAUAGAUCUUUCAAGCCCUGGAAAGAGUCAUCAGCCAGUUAACAUUUCAGAUCCACAAGGAAGAAUUUCCAGUGCUUCUACAGAUAGUGUGUACCUCUCAACUACAUUCAUUCAUGGGGCAGAAAGGACGUUAAGGUCUCUACCAGAUAACAACACAUCUGAUGCAGCAGAAAGUAGUAUUUCUCAUACUGAAGCCUCCAGUUCUUCAAAUCCAGCUCUGAUUUUGACUUCUGUGGCAGAAGCCAAAGAACAUAAUGUCUCAUUGAGUGAAGGACAAUUCACUGAGCAUUUCACUGAGCACUUGCUUGAACAUUCCUCUCUAGUUCCCAUCUCCUCAUCUUCACCAGAAGAUCCAUCAACUAUCGGAAGUGGUCACCACAGAGCAAGCAGCUCUGGUACUGAAGCAAGGGCUUCAUAUUCUUAUACUGACACCAUGCACAGCUCAGCAUCUUUCAGCAAUGGAGAAGAACAAACUUCACAAUCUGUAAUGAACACCACAUUUACAGAUGUGACUGAAAGCUCCUCAUCAUAUGUGGAAAGGUCCAGUGCCUCAGAACUAAAUCACUCCUUAUCAGGGAUAUAUUCUGAAAUGACUGACUUCUCAGGAAAAGACUUAGAUAUCUCUGGACCUUCAACUGAGACUGUUCAAAGUUUCACUUCAUCAAGGAUACCAACUUACUCUUCUUUCCAAAGUGAACCUUCAGACACUGGAAGUGACUUCGGCAGAACCAACACAGAAAAAACAAGCUCUUCUUCUCAUACCGACAGCACAUACAUCUCAGGAGGAGAAAGGACGUUGCUGUCUAUUUCAAAUAAUAGCACAUCUUUUUAUGCAGAAAUGUCCACCCCAGAUUCAGCUCAGUCUUCAUUUUCUAUGACCCAGAAUAUAGGAAGCAACUUGUCUUCAAGUGACAGGGAUUUCUCUGCACCAUCAACAGAACCUUUGGCUCUACAGUCUCUGCACACACCAGGGUACUCCUCUACAGUGAGUUAUUCGAUCUCUGAAUCGACAUCUGCCAUCAACUUGUCAUUUCUGUCGUCUUCUCCAGCAUCAUCACUGCAGAGUUCACUUCCACCAACACAGCCGCCUACUUUGUUUUCAUCAUCAGAAUCCUCUCAGCCAGCAUUGUCUUCUGCUUUCCCAACACAGUUAUCUUCUCAAAUGCCUUCAUUGACACCUUCACCCAGACUGUCAUCUACAGCACUGCCCACAUUUCCCCCAUUCUCAUAUACAUCACCUGCACCUUCUUCAAAAACCUCAUUACAGCCAAGUAUAAAUUUGGCAACCAGUGUUUCCAUAACUGAACGUGGAAGUACAACAGGAAUAGAUUCAUCCACAGCUAGGAGUUUCACUAGUAAAUACACCAACCAGACGAGGACAUAUUUGUUGAAAGAUAGCACUGAUCCCAGUUCAACAAGAUCUUCCCCUUUUCUGACUGAAGCUACUGAGCAGGUUACAAACUAUUCUACACCUGUAACAAUCUCACUGGGAAAAACCAAGAGUUCAAGAGAGCUAAAUGUUUCACUCCCAGGGACCAGUGUUGAAAAAUCUCUUCCUGUUUUAACUACAUCUCCUACUUAUUUGUCUGAAAGUAGCACUGUUUCUGGGACAGCAAAAUCAUCAUCUGAUGUGUUGCCAAGAACAACUCAAAAAGAUGUCUUCAGUUCGGUGGAAGUAACAACAGGAAAAAAACUUACAAACAUGACACGUGCAACAGUAGGAUUACCUACUAUGGCAACACCUACAAACUAUGCAGUAACUGCAAAAUCUCCCAAGGUUCAGUCUCCCUCUUCUACUAAGAUGCCUCAUACCUCUGAAACAACGACAAAGGGGAUGGAAAUGAGCAGUGCGCCCACUGUUAAAGUCCUAGCACCUCAUGCCUCUACUACUCAACCUCCCACAUUUUCUUCUAGAAAACCCACCACAAGGUCUUUUUCUACUUUGCCAAUUCCUAUCAAGCCAACUACAGUUGCAUGGUUAGGAAGCCAAAAUACCUUUACAACUUUCCAUGGCAAAGAUAUAGAUGAAUGUCUGUCUAAUCCAUGCCCUGCCUUGGCCACAUGUACUAACACACAAGGUUCAUUCCAAUGUACAUGUUCACUUGGCUACCAGAUGGAAAAAGGAAAAUGCAAUUUAGUAAGAACCUUUGUUGGCCAGUUUCCCCUAACGUUUAACACAACUGGAGGAAAGUAUUCAGAGCUUCGUCAAAUUGAAGGAGAUCUAAUCAAUGCAUUGAACACAUCUCUCUCAGCAUUGCCUGGCUAUUACACUUCAACAGUUAAAGCAUCAAGGCAAUCGGCUUCCAUUCAAGUUUCCAUCACAAGCACCUUUUCUGUAGUCUCCAAUGUCACCCUUUAUGACAUUGUUAGUGCUGUGCGAAGCCACAUUCGAGCUUGCAAAGCGUCCUCCGAGACCUGCCGGUUCAUGUCUAGCCUUACCCAGCUUCACAGAGCUGGAGGUCUGUGUAAAUACAAGGAUCCAGAGUGCGACAAAGAAACUUCUGCAUGCGUGGACUUCAGUGGCAUUGCAGAUUGCCAGUGCAAGCCUGGAUACUUCAGAUAUAAUAAGCUGGAUCAUUCCUGCAGAGCAUGUGAAGAUGGGUAUAAACUUGAGAAUGACACUUGUGUGAGUUGCCCAUUUGGACUGGGAGGAUUCAACUGUGGAAACCCUUAUCAGCUAAUCACCAUCGUAAUUGCAGCUGCAGGAGGAGUACUUCUGCUCAUCUUGGGGAUAGCUCUCAUAGUUACAUGCUGCCAGAAAAAUAAAAAUGACAUAAGCAAGCUCAUCUUCAAAAGUGGAGACUUCCAGAUGUCACCAUAUGCUGAAUACCCAAAAAACCCUCGAGUUCAGGACUGGGGGAGAGAAACCAUAGAAAUGCAAGAGAACGGAAGCACUAAAAACCUGUUACAGAUGACAGAUGUUUACUAUAUGCCAACAAACCUAAGGAAUCCUGAACUAGAAAGAAAUGGACUGUAUCCUCCCUACACUGGUUUACCGGGUUCCCGACAUUCCUGCAUCUACCCUGGGCAAUACAACCCUUCUUUCAUUAGUGAUGACAGCAGAAGACGAGAUUACUUUUAACAGAAUUGCAGGAAGAGAAAUGGCAGAUGGACAAGUUGUUACAGGCUAUGUCUGCAGGCUACACUCUGCUAUUAUACAAUUCAAAUAUUACCACAAUUGCAUACAGAAGAGGGACUUUGAACCCUUGAAGCACAUGGAACAGAGUUGCCUGAAAGGAGACAUUUCUAGUUGCUGUUGAAAGCAAGUAGAUAAAGCGUGCUGACUUGCAGUUCUGUGGGGAGCAAACUGUUCAAUAGAGUGUCCGCAGGAGUUCUACUUUUUCUGUCACCACUAAUUACCACACGUAACAAGAAUUUGAUAAUAGAUCACUAAAGCAAAACUAACAAGCAAACGCUAUGGAUGAUACUCUAAAUUGAAUGCCACUAGGGUGUGUUGUGUUUACAGGUAAUAAUCUCUAGUUCUGUGUUUGUGCCCAACCUUUUAUGCAAAGCUGAGUGAAUUUUAUGGAUGAGGCAGUUCUCAACUACUAAGUAUCUGUUACUAGGUACUAGUAAUAUGCUUACCAAAUGCUGAGGGCUUGUACAUGAAUGUGGCCUAGGGGAGUUCUUGCAUUAUUUGUAGUGUCCCAGUUCUGUUUUUGUUUUUGUUUUGCAGCAAAAGAUGUCUUUUGUUUCCUCAUGGACUGUGACUUGUCACCCCUUUUGUGUGUCAAGGCAGUGCUACUUCUUGCUGGGUUUGAAGGGCUAGUUUCAUUUCCCUGUUUGUAACAAAAUGGCAGUUGUUGUCCUUCCCAUAUCUUUCUUGCCUCUAAUUGGUUUCAGAAUCCUUAGGGAAGUAAGGGGAGUGCAUUUGCCCUCAUCUAUCAUUGUACGAUUGCACAAGGGCAUAGACAUAGCAAUUAGAAACAAAUAUUUCCGCCAAAGUUGUGGUCCCUGCAGAAUGUUAUGAGACUGCUCAUCAGAAAUCCUGUAGAAAAGAAUUUGAACUCAUCAACAGGGAUUGAGGGGGAUGCUGACUCAAAUGCAAAGUUUGAUCUAAUUGCAUUUUAGUAUAAUUCCUACGAAUGAGAUAAUGAAUCUUAGCAGCUUAUUUGAGAUAGCUGUUUCCUGCAUGUAAACAAAAGGCACCUACUCCUUGCAAAAUAAAAUGUGAAGGGCUCCCAGAGUAGCUUGGAAUUCAGGGUUCCUUCAGACCAGAGUUCCCCAAUGUGAUGUCCUUGGUUGCCAUGGUUUUCCUUCUUCCUGCAGCAACUAUUUUGGUUUGGCACCUGCGGCAGCCAUUUUGCGGUGGUACUCACCACUCUCCCUUAAAAUUCUGAAGGUGCUCUCAGGCUCAGAAAGGUUGAUGACCCCUGAUUCAGAUAUUACAAUUGAAGGUCAUGGCUGAACUAGCUAAAUGAUGUAGCCCCUGGAAGGGUUCUACUUUAACUCUUUUUGAUUUCCCCAUCCCCCGUCUUGAAGGCCAUAUGCUCAACACACAAGAACAUACUUCUUGUGGGGUUUCUUUUACCUAUCCUGGCAGAGAUAUACCCCAGCUGCAGGAGAAGCUUGAAGCUCUUUAAUAAUUAAGAGAUGAUGAUAAUGCUGAAGAAGACAAACCAUUCUACAACAUAUCACCAUUGGAGAAUGGUGAUUUGUUUUAUAUGGUUAAACCUAAGAUUUUUAUACAAUCCUUUUUUUCUCCAAGUUUUAUCCCUGACAGACAUUGAUAUCAUAACAUUCUAAAGAGGGUGUAAAAUUCUGAGACUUGUGCCUCAUGCAGGAAGCUGGUAGCAUUUUCUGAGCAAUGCUUGGAAGUUACUCAUCAGUGAUGCACAAACAGGGGUGAAAUGGUGAGAGAUCAAGAUUGUAAAUUAUGCCAUGUUGUUCAAAAGAGUAAAAGUCCAAAACAUAUUGUGACGAGCUCCACGCAAUUGUUUCAGAUUAGGUAAUUGGUCAAGUGAGAGUCAAAAUAGAUGAGAUGCUGGGAAAUCGGUGAUCAGAUCUGUGAUCAGAUCAGCUGUGUGGGAAUUGGAUUCCAAUUGAAGUCACAUAUGGAGGAGAGGGGGAAUUUAAGCCUCUUACCUCCACACGGCUUUGCAAAUCAGUUGCCCCCCCCCCCCGCCCAUUGGUAUAGACCUUUAAAGUAAAAAGACAGAUAAAAACAGGUACCUUCUUUUCCCCUUUAAAUAGCUAAUAAAAUAUUUUAUUUUACUUACUUAAUUUAUACUCCCUAAUGGAGUAUAUUCUCCCUAAUGGAGACUGAAAGCUUACAUCAUUCUCUCUUUUAUUCUCACAAUAGCCCUGUGAAGUAGGUUAGGUUGAGAGAAAGUGACUGACCCAAGGUAACUCAGAAAUCUUCCAUACUUGAGUGGGAAUUUAAGGCAAGGGGGAACGGGGUGGAGGCUGUUUCCUGCACAGGUAAGAAACAGACUGCAGAUUGCUGUUGUUCAGCUGUCUGUGACCAGCAGUAGCUACUAUGAAAUGAAAAAUAAGAGAGCCACACCCCACAAACUGCAAAAAGAAGGAAAGAGUCUAAAACAGCAGUUUAAAAGGAAGGCAUGGUGAAGACAGCUGUAUCUUGUUUGUCUCCAAUAUCUGGCAUUUAGAAGUUCCUUUACUCUGAGUACAGAGGCUAAUUGGGCUUAAAAAAUACAGAUUCUUCACAAACUAGUCUAGUUCUCGUUUUAGAAAAUUAGACAACUUUAAUUUUGAUUGAAUUUAGAAGAACUAUAGCCUGUGACAUUUGUGGGGGGCUGAAUUCAAGCUCAAAUUUAUGAUGAAGAAUAUGGCAGCCACGUUUGUUGGUGUAUUUUGCAAUGUCAGCUACCUAAAUUGAAAAGAAGAGAGCAAAUGGUUCCAUCUUGUUUGGACUUAGUUAUUAAGUGGGAGCAAUAUAACAAAAAGUACGCCAGUUAUUUUGGUUUGGAUCCAACAGGAUUUCCAGUGAUGGAAGGGGUGGGCUGUUUUUGCCAAUUCCUCCUUCCCACUGCAGUUUCCUAGCUCCCCCCCUCAUUGUUCCUGGUGGGUUCCCCUGUCCCACAAGAGCAGCAUUUCAGGGGGAAUUUGGGGCUGCAGCAACAGGGGGGGAGGUGAAGUCAUGCUCGAUAAAUGGAAAUCCCACCUGUCUGCCAUUAUUAUUGAUGAUUGAAGCUUGUGAUUUGCUUUAGGCUAUACUUAAAAAUGCAAAAAGUCCUGCCUUGAGUACAUUCUUUGUAAGUUGUUGCUCAAGUCUAACUGUACAUUCUUAUACAAGAAUGAUCAAUGUGAAUAAUAAACAUUUACCUGAGUCAAACAGGGUAAAUAUAUACAUUCAUGCAGUAAGAGUUAUUUGUACAUGCAAAAGGACUCUUUGUAGGAUGUGCGAGUGAUGGCAGUUUCACAGUGUGGUCCACUCAUGCACCUGGGCCUAACAGAUGGUCAGUGCAGCCGUCUCUAACUGAGCUAAUCCAUCUGUUGGGUGUGUGCAUGUGCAGAAACACAGAUGCAGGAGGGACAAUGGCUGAAGCACUUUGUUUUAUGUGGGGAAAGAAACCCAACUGUAAGACCCCCACCUUUAAAAGAAAAGAUGCCGUUUUCUUAGUACGCCUGGAAAAAAGUUACCAAACAAGACUAGUUUGCUAGAGCCUUUCACAGUGCAGUCCUAAGCAGAAUUAUGCCAUAUAAGUCCAUUGAGGUCAAUGGGUUUAGAAGGGAUUAACUCUGCUCAGGAGGGCACUGUUAGUCAUAUCUACAUCACAGUUUUAACCUACCUUAACACACAUUUCCUUUGCUGGGGCUGCUGGGGAACUGUAAUUCUGUGAAGAGAGCUAUGGUUUUCUAACAGCAAAUUCUCAGCACUUUGAUUAAACAAGUCCAGAACUCUUUGAGGAAAACCAUGUUUAUAUUGUAGCUAUGCCAUUCAAAACAUGUACAAUGUGCCUCUAAGUGGAAGUUUCCAUAGUGAUGCAAAACACAGCAAUAACAACUUUUAUUAAGCAGGAAUGAAUGGCACUCUCAGAUGUACAUGGAACUACAAAUUUGUAAUACUUUGAUAUGUGGCAUUGGGCUUUUUUCAUAUGUUGAGAAUAACCUUAUAGGAUAUCCUUUAUAAUGUGGAAAGCUUGAAAUAUUUUGACUCUAUAGUACAAACCCAGUACGUAUAGUUCUUAACAACUGGUUCAUUUUUAAAUGAAAUUGUUCAAGUUCUUUUGCUUUCUACAUACCAAAUUAAAUUUGUUUAGACUUCUUAUCUACAAAAAUAAAGCCACUCUCAAAACAGCCUUCAGCAUUGCAUUCAACGUCUGUCAUCUCUUUCAAAUGAGAAGGGCAUGGCCUUGGUGCGUGUCUUCCUGAUGACUCUGAAUGUACAUGAGUUAACCUGCGGUUGUGUAUUGUACAUUGUUCUGGAUUUCAGCUUCGCAUAUCUGUGAAUAUAACUUUCGAGUUGUUUUGUUUAAAUUUUAUUUUCCAACACAGUGUUAUUUAAAGUUGUACCUUAUUUGAACCCUCCACUAAUUAUAUAGUAUUAUAGUUGAAAAGUAUAAUUUUUAAGGAUUGGAUUAUUUUUAUACCAACAUCCAACAUGUUUUAAAUCUGACGUUCUAGUCAGUAUAAUAAAA